GGAUUAUCGUACACUGGCGUAUGAUCACAAGGGUGUUUCUCAAGGGUGGUGGUGUAUUUAACGAUGUGCAUGAAGUUACAUAAGCCCUGUACAUCCAUCUUAUUUCUUGGGUGUUGCAGUGCUACCAUCACACUCAAUGCGUGCACACGUUCGCGGACUGAGUAUGAAAAGCAACCCGUCCACAGAGGGGCUACACGUAACCGCGGGCAGGAAACUUAUCCCGAGGGCUGGUAGUCGUGGCACUUAUAAUGGGCCAAAUGUAAUGCAGCAAACGGUUCGGGACCCACGCCGCAAACGCAUGUGCGAAGAGGCUCCGCGUACGGUAGCAGCGGCUCCAGUUACAAAACAAUGUGGGGGAAAGGGCAUCCCAGGCGAAGCAUCCUAGGCCUGCGAGCUCAGAGCCAUCUCUACCGCGCAUGCGCGUGGAAGGAAUGGCGUGGGAGUAGCCUAAGCCGGAUGUUUUCAAGCGAUCUUUCGCUGGGAGCUCGCCCUCGAAUCUGAUUGGUUGCCCGGGUGAAGUGCACGUUGGUUCGAUGGGAGAAAGGGACCAAUAGGAAGUCAGAGGAAGGAGCCGCGAGGGCUGCCGGUAGCCGCCACCAUUUUGCUGUUGGGGGGCAAUGAAACCCGGCAGCCGCCGCCGGGACAACUCUGGAACAUCAGGCGGGGAGAUGUUGCGGCUGCGCUGUAAAGCCCGGAGCGGCUCCCAUCCGCUGCCCGGACUCACGGCGCACUCCCGCCUACGCGAGCUCCAGGCCGCGAUCGCUACCCUCACCGGGGUCCCCAUCCAGGCCCAGCGCCUGCUGCUCGGUUUCCCCCCGCUAGGCCUCGACCUCAGCGACGAGGAGCGGCGCCUCGGAGAGCUCGGCAUCCACUCUGGUGAUACUCUAAUAGUUGAAGAAGAUGCAGCCAAGCCCAAGACUGAGUCACCCAUAGUUACAAAACGGACUGUUCCUAAUUCAGUCAGGGAAGCACUCCCUGUGCUUGCUCGGAAGGUUGUUCCAGCAGAUAACUCAUGUCUCUUUACCAGUAUAUACUAUGUGGUAGAAGGUGGGGUUUAUGACCCAGGAUGUGCCCCAGAGAUGAGAAAUCUUAUAGCUCAGAUAGUAGGAAGUGAUCCAGAAUCUUAUAGUGAGGCAGUAUUAGGGAAAACUAACCAGGAAUACUGUGAAUGGAUCAGAAGAGAAGAUACAUGGGGAGGUGCAAUUGAGGUUUCCAUUUUGUCUAAAUUCUAUCAAUGUGAAAUUUGUGUAGUGGACACUCAGACAGUUAGGAUUGACCGUUUUGGGGAAGAUGCUGGCUAUGCCAAACGGGUUCUUUUAAUUUAUGAUGGUAUUCACUAUGAUCCACUUGAGCGUAAAGUUCCCAACUCGGAUAUUCCACCCCAGACAAUUUUUUCAGCAUCUGAUGACAUUGUCCUUGCACAGGCUUUGGAGUUAGCAGAUGAAGCCAGAAGAAAAAGACAGUUUACUGACGUAAACCGAUUUACAUUGAGAUGUAUGGUGUGUCAGAAAGGAUUAACAGGGCAAGUGGAAGCCAGAGAACAUGCCAAGGAGACUGGGCACACCAACUUUGGAGAAGUGUGAAUUUUCUGUGGGGUUGGUUAUAUCUACUACCUCACUAAACAAGAACAAGCCUCCAGGUUUUUAAAUAAGCUGUAUGUAAUCAAAUGAAUCUAUUAUAAGCUUGAAAGACCUAAAUUUAAUUAUGGCUGAUGCGCACAGGUUUGCUGUGGUUAGUUUGAGAAGUUUACAAGCGUAUAUGUGUGUCAUUUUUCCAACUGGCUUGGAGUGUUCUUUUGCAUGUCUAAGAGAACUAGAGACAACUAUUGAUACCAACUGCUCUUGAAAGAAUCUGAACAGCUGAUGCAGGAAUUCCUCUGUGACACAACUAGUUAUGCACUCACUACUGUAGCCAGCUAGGCUUGCAUAUAAGAUUUUAGAAUCACUGAUGGAAUAAAAAUGUCAGCUUGGUUACAGAGUUUUUGAUUAUACAAUCUACUGAAGAGUUUAAGUUGGUUUCCAUUCAAAUUUGGUAAGAUUACUUGUGUCUCUCAGCUUUGUUCAUGCAAAAUGUGUGUUUUUGUUUAACUAAAGGCAGAUCAGCUACACAGUUGCCUCUUCAAUAUAGUAAUCCCAAAGUUUGUUUAUUUCAAAUCACUGAACAAGCAUACCAUGUUUGCGUAAGUGAAGCUGUCAUGAUAAAGGGCUUCAGCUUGGAGGUUUAGUCUUCAGCUGUCUUAGAUAGUGAAAAGCUACCAAUAAGACCACAUUUCCUUAGUACUUAAUAUAUUGGUGCCCAUUAAUUACCAGUACAUUUUAAACUGUUGUUGGCUGCUUGGAGGCUUACGUGCAUUGAUGCCAUGUUCUUCAAAAUUACUGAAAUUCCAACAUUCCAAGCAAUACAAAUGAAUGCUUUUUUAAAACAACAGAUAAACCAUAUACUCAAGGUGCAUUUUUUGGGGGGGCAUAUUUCAUGCCCCCCUCCCAAAUUGCCACAUGUUUAUUUGGUUAAUGUGGAACCUUUUGGGCCAAAUUCCAAGCAAGUCUGCCUCUUCUCUGGUUUCUGAAUAUGGCAGUGCUGGAUUUCACUAACUGCUGAUUGUCUCCUCUUGAAACAUGUCCAAGAAAGAUGAACCUCAACCAUGUACCUGCUUUAUGAUGUUAACUGAGGGGUUAGCAUGUCUAUAUAAUCCUCUGUCAAUUGGGAAUGGUGCUUCUCACCAGGAAUGGCAGUUCUUGAUCUAUAUCCAGUACCACAAUUUCGUGACUUGCUAGUUAUACAUUUAUGGUUGCCAUUAUUAAUAUGACAGCAAGUACUCCUAUACUGUGAUCCAACUCUUAUUUUAUCACAUGAUUAAAUUCCACAGCCUUCUUGCUGCUGAGGCCUUUAAGUGGGUGACGUAUCACUGGUUAGUAUAAGCUAUUUUGUACAUGGGCUCUUGGCAUUGCGUCUUCAAACUGCUUCAGUACUUGGGUUGUAGCUGAUAUCUAAAUAAUUUUGCUUCUGUCUUCUUUAAUUAUGAAUAAUUAAUAGUUUGGUUUACAUGUAUAUUUUUUAAAUUUUUCGUAGAAACAAGGUCCUUUGUAGAUUGUGGAACACCCACAUUUACACCUGGGCUAAUUGAAUUUCAAUUAAGUUAGAACUUUUUUUUUUUAAGGCAAGGGUCUUUUUAAAGACAUUUUUUUAGAUCCAGUAGGUACACUACUUAGAACUACCGGUAAGAAUCUUAUUUUCCUGUAACUAAAGGACUGCAUAUUGAUAAAAGUCCCCCAACUCAUCCAUAGUUAAGUGGGAAAAUAAAUGGUUGGAAUGUGGAUAAAAUUAGUAGACAGAGUGUAGCAUGAGCCUUGGAGUUGCAAGGAGCCAGUGCUAGUAGCCUACUAUCGGCUUACAUUAUGCUGGGAUCAGCCAUAAAUGCCAGUUCCAGCACAGCAUAAAGUUGUCUGAGGUAAACCGGUUGAGGCUUAUUGCAUGACAGAGUCAGUGGCAUCAAUCCUGUUCAGAGUCUAUUUGAUUGGUAUUGGAGUGAGAUUGCAGCUGACAUGCACCACUGACGUGUUGCACUUAGGAUGCUGUCUGUGCUGUUGGUUUGGGGUGCUAGACCUUAACAUUAUGCUUUUACCUUUUGAAUGGUUCUUUACAUUCACUACAUAUGUUUUUUAGCCAUUUUGCAAUACUUCUACAUUAUUUCCGCUUGGAAGCAUUGAAGUUUUUUUGCUCAUCCAGUUAUAGGUGCUCAGAAUGGUUGAUGAAAACAGAUUUGUUCUGGCCAGGUGAAGUUAGUUGGAAGUUCCAUUUAUAGCAAUGGAAAAAGUUAGAAUGAAAUAAUUCCAUUAUUUUCAAUGAAGCUUGCACUACAGUCCUGUGCAUGGCUACUCAGAACGAAGUCUGACAGUGUCUAGUGGGGCUUUACUCACAGAAAAAUGCAUAGGAUUGCUCAUAACUAACUAGCUGGGUCAGGCUAGUGGAGAUACUACGUAGAAUUGUCCUGUAAUAUUUUGACAGAAGCCUUAAUUGGACAAACCAAGUAGGGCUAUGUUUCAGGAAGACACUUCCAAUUUCUCCUUGGCUGAAGGAGGCAAAGGUGUAAAUACAGUCAUACCUCGGAAGUUGAACAGAAUCCAUUCUGGAAGUCUGUUCGACUUCCAAAACAUUUGACUUCCAAAGCACGGCUUCUGAUUGGCUGCAGGAAGCUCCUGCAGCCAAUCGGAAGCCGUGGAAGCCCUGUUGGACAUUUGGCUUCCAAAAGAACGUUCAAAAACCGGAACACUCACUUCUGGUUUUCGAUUGUUCAGGAGCCAGAACAUUCGACUCCAAGGUGUUCGGGAGCCGAGGUACAACUGUAAUUCCAAUUAAUGUGUUUUAGGCUUUGCUUGAUUGUGUCUUAAGUAGUGCAUAUGAAGAGUGAAGCCAAUGAAACAGAUGGAUUUUGAAUAAGUAAUAUUGGUACUGAUGUUAACUUUCAAGUCACACUGACUAAGAGUGCAGCACACACAUACCUAGGAGUGAGUCCAAUUGAACUCAUGGGUUUUACUUCUGAGUAGAUAUGCCUAGCAUUGCACUGUGAAACUGAUUUAAUUUUUUAAAAUACUUCUGUUUUAAGUCUCUUCCAGUAACUUUUUACAAGGUCUAAAACAGGCAUCCCCAAACUGCGGCCCUCCAGAUGUUUUGGCCUACAACUCCCAUGAUCCCUAGCUAACAGGACCAGUGGUCAGGGAAGAUGGGAAUUGUAGUCCAAAACAUCUGGAGAGCCGAAGUUUGGGGAUGCCUGGUCUAAAAUGUGUGGAAGAAUAGAGGAAAUAAAUAUGUGACACAUUUUACACAAAAUACUUGUGCCGGCCUAACACCAGGCCUAAAGCCAUGUACUUGGAAGAAGUUUGCAUUAAAAUCAGUAGGACCUCCAAUUGACUGUAUUUGAAAUAAGAUACAAAAGCUGUGAUCUGACAGUAUUGAUUUGAGUGAAAUACACUUGAAUCCCUGUGGUCCUUUAGCUCAGAGUAAAUUUAUAUACCCGUAUUUGUUCACUUAAAGGCUCAUCCACACUUCUGAUUGCCCCACUGUUUUACCCAAGGAAAACCUGCUGUUUACUGCUGAAUUGAAGCAAACAUCAGUCAGGUUUUCUGUGGAUUAAGGUUUGCUCCAACUUAGCACUAAAGAGCGGGUUUGGGGGGGGGGAAGUGGGGUGGGACAAAGGCAGAACCUCUUGAAGUGAGCCCUGACUGUCUCAGAUUGUUGGCAGACUAUUACUUUGUCCUCAGUUUGCCUGGUUGAGAAAUGAGCAAUGUUCACAACAGUGGUGUGAAGCUGGCCUAUUUGCAUGGACAAAGAUUCCCUAGGUCAUCUGUUUUGUAUAUCUUUUCCUAGUAAAUGUUAAUUUUGGAAGUCUAUCUCAAGCUACAGUUUUAUGUUUUUGCUGUGGUUUUUCAGGAGGCAACACUUGAUAAAGGGUUAUAUUGAACUAGUAGACUUUAACCCUCCUACAGCCUUUAAAAAAGUGAAAACAAGUGCAAAAGUGUUCUUUUGUCUCCCUGAAUUUUACCAUCAGUAUUAUGUAUGCACAUUAUGUUUUAAUUCUUUUUGAUAAAAUGUUUUCGAAUAUAGAUCAGGUGGAUUUUGCUGAAACUAGGAGCAGUGUACCUUCAAAGGACCAUAAAAGUUUGAUGCAUACGAAGAGCAAAAUGUUUGAAAUUAUACAAACUGCCUUGAAACAGACCUUUUAAACUGAAAGCCUGUUAAAUCUAGCUGGCUGUUUUAAUCUGAAAGCUCUCAAGUUCAGCACAAAGUUGAUGGUUAUCUCCUGUUUCUCUUUAACAUCUGGUUAUCAGAAUCAUGCUGCCUCUGAACAUGCAGGUGCCAUUUGACUUUGACCAAAUAGCCAUUGAUAAACCAAGCCAUUUAAGCUAGCAGCCCUUACCAUAUGCUUUAGUGGUAAAUUCCAGUGGUUGUCUGUUAAGGUUUUUUGUGCUGAAUCAAUCACAAAUCAGCAAUGGAUGACACUGAGUGCUAUUAUUAUGAAAUGAGUGGGGGGAAAUACCCUCCCAGCUUCCCCCAUGCUUUGUAAUCUCAUAAAUCGCUCAUGUUUCCCUUUGCCUCUUCUAGACUAGUCUUAAACACUUAAGAUUUUCCUAGUAGGGAUGAUACUCCCAUUCCUCCAAGCGCCAAUCAAAUAGGACAUAAACCUUCCUGCAGGAAAUACUGGCACAUGUUCUUCUGUCAGGAUGUCCCAUUGCCUUCAGAACUACUUUGCACAGAAAACUCAAGUAUGCUGGUAAAUCCAGGGCCUAGGUCACAGCCUAGAACACAUUUAAAAAAAUAAAAACUGUAUCAAAUAGUCAGUGUUCCCUGUUCCUUUGUGAUGUUCUUUGAUAUUUUUUUAUUACACCAUUGUUUUUAGAAGCUAGUGUCUGCAUGCCUCUUAUAGAUACAGAAAUAUCAAUUAAUGCAUAGGACUUCCAUGUCCUCUGAAAGAAGUCAAUAUGAAAUGUUUUUCUAAAAAUUAUUGGUUGAAAGCAUCAUUACUGAACACAUUCAAUCUUUGGUGGAAAAGAAUACAUGAUUGGAAUGUCUAAAAAUGACUAUUUUGAUUCAUACACUUGGACAAUAGAAAGACAAGUCUCUUCCAGUAGCUUUCUUAUUUAGUGUUACGAUAUAAUAUAUCCUUUUAUAAUAGGGAAAAUUGUUUUUCCUACUGUCGUCUUCAGUCUGGAAUGAUGAACAGAUGCAUCUACUCCUAGUCUCUGUUCAGUGCCAGCUUCUAUGUACUGCAACAUACAACUGCCAUAUUAAUGUUCUGAGUGCUAUCAUUAACCUUGAACACUUCAGUAAAUGUUGAAAACUGGGUGUGGUAUAAAUAUUGAAUGUCUAAAUGUUAAUGAAACACAAACCUGUAAUGUUACUUGACUGGAUUAUAUGUUGAAGCUCUGUUCUGAGACUUGCAGAUCUGGCAGCUAUCACCAGCACUAACUUCUAUAAGGAUGAAGGAACUUCACUUACUCUUAAGCAUGUGGCCUUUCGCACACUCUUAUAUGAGAUGACUGUCUCAACUAACAGCACUUUAAAAGCUUGUCAAUCAAAGUUUACAAGUUUAGUGUUUUUGCCUAGGAAUUAAGUGGUGCAGAAAGUGCAUUAUUAAUUAUUUUUCUGAUAAACCUACAUACAACAUUUAAAAACUCCUGGUAACUAUUUCCCAAUGGCGCUGCAUCUUGCUGUUUCAUACCAUUAAAGUAUGUUCUGUUGAACAUGUGCCCUUGAGUUUAAAGUCAUAGCAGCAAUAAACUGUAAUAUUUAUGCAUGCAUAUUCAACAUUGUGAUCACUUGUGCUUCUUUCUGCUUUUUAUCUUUAAUAAACAUUGGUAUUUGAACAUGUGCAUAGAGUACAAGGACUACUGCAAACUCUACUGAAAAUGUGACUCGUGCCUCUUCUACCAAAAAAAUACUAUUAUUUAAAUUUGUAUACCCCCCCUUCAUCUGUAGAUCUCCGGGCAGUUCACAGCAUAAAAAGACAAGAUAAAAACACAAAGUACAUAAUAAAAACCAAACCAA
Molecule: messenger RNA, 7542 nt
Organism: Zootoca vivipara (common lizard)
Lineage: Eukaryota; Metazoa; Chordata; Lepidosauria; Squamata; Lacertidae
Gene: YOD1
Product: YOD1 deubiquitinase
Biological process (GO): endoplasmic reticulum unfolded protein response; protein deubiquitination; ERAD pathway
Cellular component (GO): cytosol; nucleus
Molecular function (GO): protein binding; cysteine-type deubiquitinase activity
Source: RefSeq, a predicted model, not a curated record